AUGCAGAAUAUUGACCUUGGACUGGACCACACCACUGUUGACUUCAGCGCUGUACUAGCAGACCUGCAGACUACCGUCAGUCACCUGCAGUCUGCUGUAACCACUCUGCAGCAUACAAUUGUGACUCUUGCUUCAUCUCCAUUGGUCCUACAAACACAACCAUCUACCCAGGCUAUUGCCACCAAUUCUACCAUUACCGCGCCAAAUACAACUCAGCGGUCCAUUCAGAGUCUAGACUAUCCUGAUCAUGUUCCCGGCAUAUUUUACAAACAAACAUUGAGUGGUGAGGCUUGGCAGCCAAUCUAUUCAGAGCGUAUCAGAAGCAAAGCAAUUGCUCUUACUACCGACUUAGAUCGACAUAAUUCAAACCACGCUUCAAAUAUUUCUUCUACUCGGGCCCUGGAUGAGAGGUCGUACCAUGUCACUAAUCAGGAUGUCAGUGGGGUGACCACAUCGUGGGCAAUAGCAGGCCACAUGACUCAGGGCAUCCCAAGUGCCCAUGUCCAUCGAAUUACUCAAUGUUCUGCGAGGACACGCCCGUGGUUUAAGUUUUAUGUAGUAUGGGCUGGUAGACGUCCAGGCAUCUAUACUACCUGGAGUGACUGUGAGAGCCAAGUGUCUCGCUAUUCGGGUGCCAUGUAUCAAGGGUUUCAUACAAGUGAUCAGGCUUGGGCGGCGUUUGCAUUGGGAUGGCUAUGGGUUUGA
Suillus fuscotomentosus is the source of this 705-nucleotide messenger RNA. RefSeq names its product Caulimovirus viroplasmin-domain-containing protein. The coding region runs from base 1 to 705 and encodes 234 amino acids. The transcript has 5 exons. Lineage: Eukaryota; Fungi; Basidiomycota; Agaricomycetes; Boletales; Suillaceae. The record is from RefSeq and is a predicted model, not a curated record.